Molecule: messenger RNA, 867 nt
Organism: Macrobrachium nipponense
Lineage: Eukaryota; Metazoa; Arthropoda; Malacostraca; Decapoda; Palaemonidae
Product: myosin-10-like
Exons: 2
Coding region: 1-867 (288 amino acids)
Source: RefSeq, a predicted model, not a curated record
AUGGCCGAAGAACUAGAAGUGAUGAGGAACUGGGUCGCAGAACUAGGAGGAGAGAAGGAAAAGUUUAAAGAAGAGUUAGCAACAAAAGCAGAAAAAGUGACUUCACUGCAGAAAGAGUUAGAAAAUGAGAAGAAGUUGACCCAAGUUCUGGCUGCAGAAGCUCAGGCUAUGAAGAACUGGGUCGCAGAACUAGGAGGAGAGAAGGAAAAGUGUAGAGAAGAGUUAGCAACAAAAGCAGCAGAAGUGACUUCACUGCAGAAAGAGUUAGACAAUGAGAAGAAGUUAAUCCAAGUUCUGGCUGCAGAAGCCCAGGUUAUGAAGAACUGGGUUGCAGAACUAGGAGGAGAGAACGCCACGCUUCAGGAUGAGGAAGGAGCAAACAGGAGCAGAAAUCUCCAGGAUGCUCUCCAACAUGGGAAGGAGAUGGAAAAUUUGUUGAGAGAAGAAAAGAUGAGAGGAAAUGAGAUGGCGGCUUUCCUGAGAACCUUCAAAGUAGAGCUCAAUAACAGGGACCUACAAAUUGAAAACCUCCUAAACAUGAAAAGGAAAUUGAUAAGUGAAAAAGAAGAACUUUUGCAGGAACUAGGCGUUGCUCUCAGUCACAGCAAGGAACUGGACAGCUUGCUGGAGGAGGCAGGCAAGCAGGCGACAAAACUCGCAAACGAUUUCGAGGAAGAGGUCCAGAAAAGGGAGGACCAAAUGAAAGAUUUCUUAGGCAAGGAGGAACAACUCAGAGUUGAAAAUCUAGAGUUGGAAGACAGAUUAGAAAAUGCUGUCAAUCUUCUGAUUAAAGAAGAGAGGGAAAAUGUUACAUUGGCAGCAAAAUCGUUAACAGAGGAAGAAGACGGACGCCUGGAGGAUAGAUGA